AUGGCACUGGGGGAUAUGGGAGACGGGCUCGCCUUGGUCAAGGAUGCCAGAACCGGGGGUGCAGCUGGUGAUACAGUCGUGACGCGGACUAGAUGGGUAGCGGGCAGCGUGGCUGGUUUAGAGGCUGAUGCAACUGGGGAGGGAUGUUUGAGGACGGUCGAUGUCGAGGAUCGUCGGUCGCUCAAGGCCGGCAGCACACUGUCCAUUACGCCCGCGGAGGCCGAUGCUGUCGCUGGGGCAGUUGUUCGCGGCAACUCUGGCAUCGGGACGUGUAUAGAGGCUGGCGUUACUGAACACUGCAAGCUGCUGGCGCCGCCAGUGCAGUCCAACGGCAGUGCAACGCAUGCAGACAAAGCGAUGCGGCUUAGUUUGGUGCGAGGCCUGCAACGCCUGUUGCAGCGUUGGGCGCAGGGCAAGGUGGAGGCUAAGGAGGCUGGAUAG
Molecule: messenger RNA, 441 nt
Organism: Sporothrix brasiliensis 5110
Lineage: Eukaryota; Fungi; Ascomycota; Sordariomycetes; Ophiostomatales; Ophiostomataceae
Exons: 3
Coding region: 1-441 (146 amino acids)
Source: RefSeq, a predicted model, not a curated record